CAGAGGGUAAAGGCUAUUCCUCUUUCGAUUCAGAAUACAUACAGCCAUCUUGGAUCUAACGUAGCGAAGGGAAAUUGAUGCGGUGACAAAAGGCAUGUUUGGUGCUAGAAAGAAAUUUGUAGAGUUCGUCGAGGUAGUCGAUAACGACUUUACUGAUGAAAGCAUGUACUACAACCAGCCGUCGAUGUUUCCACAUCGGUCGGACAAGGAUAUGCUGUCCUCUCCCUCACCAUCAUCGUCAGGUCAGCUGUCACAGCUUGGUGCAAGUUUGUAUGGUCCACAAAGUGCACUUGGAUUUUCGGUAAGGGGUAUGGGCAACAAUACACCUCAGUUAAACCGAAACCUAUCGCAAGGCACCCAGCUACCAAGUCAUAUCACCCCCACAACAGGGGUUCCCACCAUGUCCCUCCAUACACCUCCAUCACCGAGCAGGGGGACAUUGCCAAUGAACACGAGGAACAUGCUGAACCACUCGCAAGUCGGUCAAGGCAUUGGGAUGAGUGGCAGGACCAAUAGUAUGAGCAGCUCAGGGCUUGGCAGCCCCAAUCGCAGCUCACCAAGUAUCAUCUGUAUGCCCAAGCAACAGCCAGCACGCCAGCCUUUCACCAUAAACAGCAUGUCAGGUUUUGGAAUGAACCGCAAUCAGGCUUUUGGGAUGAACAACUCAUUAUCAAGCAACAUUUUCAAUGGCACAGAUGGAAGUGAAAAUGUAACAGGCCUGGAUCUGUCAGACUUCCCUGCAUUAGCAGACCGGAGUCGGAGAGAAGGGGCUGGAAACCCAACACCAGUGCUCAGCCAGUUGUCUGGACGAGCUCCUUAUGUUGGCAUGGUGACCAAACCAUCAACUGAUCAGACACCGGAUUUCUCCAUCCACAACGAGGAUUUUCCUGCACUGCCUGGUCCAAACUAUAAGGACCCUACGUUGAACAACGACGACAGCAAAACUAACCUGAACUCAACAAACAAGAAUACAUCCAAUGCAGAUGGGCCCAAGUUCCCCGGAGACAAGACUGCCUCAGCACAGAACAACAACCAGAAGAAAGGGAUCCAGGUGUUGCCCGAUGGUCGGGUGACAAACAUUCCUUCAGGAAUGGUGACAGACCAAUUUGGCAUGAUUGGCUUGCUAACGUUUAUUCGGGCAGCAGAGACUGAUCCAGGAAUGGUCCAACUGGCAUUAGGAAGUGACCUCACGACACUGGGACUCAACUUAAACUCACCAGAAAACUUGUAUCCCAAGUUUGCCUCUCCUUGGGCUUCAUCACCUUGUCGACCUCAGGACAUUGACUUCCAUGUUCCAUCUGAAUACUUAACCAAUAUCCACAUAAGGGACAAGUUGGCUGCAAUUAAACUGGCGCGAUACGGUGAAGACCUGCUGUUCUAUCUGUACUACAUGAAUGGUGGAGACCUGCUACAGCUUCUGGCAGCAGUAGAGCUCUUUAACCGGGACUGGCGGUACCACAAAGAGGAGCGAGUUUGGAUCACACGAGCACCUGGCAUGGAGCCUACACUGAAGACCAACACCUAUGAGAGGGGAACGUACUACUUUUUUGAUUGUCUUAACUGGAGAAAAGUAGCCAAGGAGUUUCAUCUCGAGUAUGACAAGCUGGAGGAGAGGCCUCAUGUGCCAACAACAUUCAACUACAACCCAGCCCAGCAGGCCUUCUAAGGCCCGACCAGUCCAAAGGCCACAGCUGUUCCUGCACAACGCUGUUGUCAUGGGAGAGCGCUGUGAUUCACACAGCUUGGUUUUAAUUCCUUGAGGAUUUGGUUAUUUGACUGCGGGGGUCGUCGCCACCAUCAAAACUGCCCUGCCUUUCCAAUUUACAUGCUGCCCAAAACACCAACACUUGUUCUGUUUUUAUUCUUUAUGUUCCUCCUGUUUUUUUUUUUUUUUUUUUUUGGUCUUGUUUUGAGCAGGGUCUGUGUUAUGUUUACGUCUCUGAAUCUGAAGCCUGUUUUCUCCCAGAAAGGAGGACUGACCUUGUGGCACAGGACAGUGACAGAACAAGGGUUACACCUCACAUUUACAAGUGUUAAGAACAGGUAGAAGUGGAAAAAACAAACUUAACAGAGCUCCAUCCUCAGAAGCAGGUAAAAGGGUGAAAGAAAUGCAAUGUUUAUUGUUGCACUAUGUUUAGUAAUAAAAGAACACAAAAUUUGUUUGUGCUUUUUUAUGUGAACACUCCCUGAUAACAUUCUUUUUCAUUUUGGUUCAGGGAGUACUUGAAACUCAUUCACAUGCAUCUCUUUUCAUCUCAUCCAUUUUUGUCCUUUUCAUUUAUGUUGAUUCCUUCAACUUCUGUAUUCACAUCACCAGACCGCUUUCUGUCUUUUCACUUCUUCUCCGUCUCUGUGAGUUUGGUGCCAGUCAAACAUGGACACAAAUCUGGGAGACUACUGUUGUUUCCACAAACGUGGAUGAGCCCUCAGAGAGGCUAAACCGCUACACAAUGUUGCUUCAGAGCAAACAAAACACUUUCCAGUCUUUGUUACAAUUUUGUAAGAAAUGUGUACAUUUUUUUCUUUGCAUCACAUAAAUUAGUAUAUGUAUGUACGAAUGUGUAUAUAUGAUUGCUAUAUAUAUAUAUAUGUAUGUAUAUAUAUAUAUAUGACAUCUAUUUUGGAAGAAAUUUUGCCCUGCCUUGUACCUCGUUUUUAUGAGGUGAGCAUGGAUGCAAUAUGUGGACGUAACAGGACAUUUCUGGAUCUGCUGGACAGGGUGUCACAUGGCACUGUGGGCACUUACAUCAAAGUUAUACAAAAUUAAAGCGUCAUUUAAGGAAAGGCCUGAUUCUCAGCCAAAAAUAUGGGAAAAAAAACCCAUCAAAACAAACUUGGUGAUCAUCCCUAAAGUUUCAUGUC
Messenger RNA from Sphaeramia orbicularis (orbiculate cardinalfish), 2862 nucleotides. It is a transcript of the gene cnot2, whose product is annotated as CCR4-NOT transcription complex, subunit 2. Gene Ontology annotation, cellular component: CCR4-NOT core complex. The transcript is spliced from 15 exons. NCBI's taxonomy places the organism in Eukaryota, Metazoa, Chordata, Actinopteri, Kurtiformes, Apogonidae. The record is from RefSeq and is a predicted model, not a curated record. Gene Ontology annotation, biological process: regulation of DNA-templated transcription. The coding region runs from base 95 to 1666 and encodes 523 amino acids.